Molecule: messenger RNA, 1623 nt
Organism: Cucurbita maxima (winter squash)
Lineage: Eukaryota; Viridiplantae; Streptophyta; Magnoliopsida; Cucurbitales; Cucurbitaceae
Product: rRNA-processing protein EFG1
Exons: 8
Coding region: 189-1196 (335 amino acids)
Biological process (GO): maturation of SSU-rRNA from tricistronic rRNA transcript (SSU-rRNA, 5.8S rRNA, LSU-rRNA)
Cellular component (GO): preribosome, small subunit precursor; nucleolus
Source: RefSeq, a predicted model, not a curated record
AAGGUCGUCUAGAAAUCCAAAAGAAAAAAAAGGAAAAGACGAGUUAGGAAGAGUGAAAGAUAUCCGUCUCCACUGUCCACCUCUCCGGUGUUAUGAAUCCACCGGGGUGGCGUUGAGAGCCUGCACAAAACCCUUGCUUUCCUGCAUACCACUUUCUCCUUUCUCUCUCAUCUGUGUCUAGGGCAACCAUGGCCCACGGUGGCUACGGCAAGCGCAGGGUGAACCCGGCAGCGCGCCGAUCGAAGGCUUUAGCUGUUGAGAAGAAGCCCAAGUCCGUCUCCCUCAAGAACCAGAUUCGAUCCGCUGAGCGCAUGCUUCGCAAGAAUUUGCCAGCUGAAGUGAGGGAGGUUCAAGAGAAGAAGUUGGAAGGACUUAGAAAACAGCAAGAAAUUCAUUCUCGUCUGGCUGUUGAGCGCAAAAUAUUCUUGCGGGAUAGGAAGAUCAAAUUUUUUGAGAGGAGAAAAAUUGAAAGAAGAAUUAGACGCCUUGAAAAACUGCAACGUGCUCCAUCUGGUCAGUCGCAAGAUUCGGAUAUUGCAGAUCAAUUGUCUAAGUUGAAGGAGGAUCUUGAAUAUGUCAGGUUCUUUCCCAAAACAGAAAAAUAUUUAGCUUUAUUUACUGGAAGUGAUGAUUCGGACACGGUUGAUAGGAGGAAUAAGUUGCGCAAGCAGAUAAAAGCCAAUCUAAUUGCUGCUGCAGCCAGUGGAAAGGAUUUAGAAGAGACAGGUAGUGAGGAUGAUGGGUUACUUGACAUGAGUGAGGAUGAUUUCUUCGUAUCUGGUAGCUCAAGUGAUGAAGCAGAUGCAGAUGAUGAAUGGACAGAUAAAAGUGCAAGGGAACAUGCUUCUAGUACUUCUGGCAAGGCAGCAUCAGGCAUGUCUAGCGAUGAAAGAAAUCAUCAGAGGCAGCAGAUCUCUGCCAGAGCCUUAAUGCCACCUCCCCGUCCAACCAAAUCAUUUCCAAGCUCAGCCCAAGCUCGGUCAAAACCAGGGUCUUCAUUAAGAAAAUUUUCGACAAAUCGUAGGGCCGAGGUUUCUUCAUCCAGCAAUACAUCAAGUAGCAGAAGUGGAUCUUCUUUUAAGGUUAGGGGUUCCUCAAACUCUCAGACAGGUCACAGCAGUAAUAUAAGUUCCAAUUCUGAUGCUCACAAACCCCGAAGAAAGAGAAGGCCUAAAAAGAAAAAGCAGCAGGCAUGAUAGAUAGGCGUCGGCUCCCUAUAACCUGACUUCUGAAGCGAUUUGUGAAAUUUUAACCCAACCAUGGAUGUAUCUAAGUCUGCUCUCUACCAGUUUGGAGGUUUGCUUGCUUGCACUAUAUAUAUAUAUAUAUAUAUACUAGGAGGAGUUGGGAAAAUCAUUUCCUUUAGUUCUGAAAUGAUAUGUGAUCUUUUAUUAUGGUUCUUUUUGUGUUGUUUCUUUGUUUUCUAUACGGUUGCAACUUGUAGUGGGACCUGAAUCUUAUGUAGUUCCGUGCUGCUGCUUCUUGUGUGGCCUCUUGAAACUAGUCCACUUAAAUUACUUGUUCUUCGGGAAUGAAUAGUUACAUUGCUCAUUCCCCUAUGAUCCAUUCCCAACAAUUGAGUUAUGUUACCAAAACCAACUCAUUCACUACGCUGUUUUCUUC